GCCCGUUGCAGCAUUGCAGCCAUGUACAACUGGGCGGACCCGCGCCGGAACUCGUCGAUCUCGGUCAAGAUGAUGGAGAAAGCCGAGGCGGCGCGGAAGCAGCGCCUCACCAAGGUCCGGCCCACGGUCUCCAACCACCUGCAUCCGGCGGUCGAGAAGAAGCUGCCGAAGAAGCACGAGAAACUGACGGCCGCGGAGCUCUACAUGGGCACGCUCGGCGAGUCGAACCAGGAGGAGAGCCCCUUCUCGGUGCACAACGUUGUGGCCACGGAGAGCUCGUUCCAUCCCGAGUCGACGAUCGAAGCCUUCCAAGGCCUCAAGAAGGCCAAGCAGCACGGCGACGACGACCCUACGUGGGGCGAUGUCAAUCCCCAUAGCCGUCUGACCAAGUCCCGUGUCAAGAGCGAAGACAAGCUGCCGUCGUUGCACAAGGCGUCGCACCCUCGCGCAAGCAAAGCGCGGCUGCUGGCGACAACUCGGAGCGACCCCGAGAUCUCCAACAGCCGCCGGCCCAACCAAGAACCGUCCCUCGACGCCCUGGAUAUGUACGACGACGAGGAUGACGACGUCAAUGACGGCGACGACAACGAGGAGGAGGAGCACCCGUGCAUCAAGCCCGCUCCGGUCGUCACGGGCCCCGUGCCCAAGCUGGACUUGAAGCCGCUCUCACGCAAGUCGGAGCGCAAGGACGACAUCAAGCCGAAACUGGACAAGAAACUCAAAGCCAAAAAGGAGGGAACAAGCCUGAAGGCCCGCGGCACAUCCCUCGCCCAGCUCAAGGACGAGCACCGCGCGGCUCUCGAAUUGCUCAAGGAGCUCGGCGGCGCGUACCCGUCGGACGAGAAGGACGCGCCGCUCUCAUCGCGCUUUGGCGCCAAACUGCGCUCGACCGUGCACAGCAGCCGCGAUGUCGAGACGGUCAAGGGCGUCCCAUCCACAUCCUCGUCCGCGCCAAGCACCACUCGGUGGACCGACGACGCGAAGAGCGACGACCGUCACGAGGAGGAGGAGGAGGAGGAAGUUCCGGAAACAUGUGGCGGCGAUGACGCGCCAACGCCUGAGAAAGGGUCCGAGUUUUCGUACGGCAGCGAAGAGUUCGAGACCGACUAAUAAUGUACACGUCCUUUCUACAA
This is a messenger RNA of Saprolegnia diclina VS20, 1133 nucleotides long. RefSeq lists its product as hypothetical. Bases 22 to 1110 code for a protein of 362 amino acids. The record is from RefSeq and is a predicted model, not a curated record. Lineage: Eukaryota; Oomycota; Saprolegniomycetes; Saprolegniales; Saprolegniaceae. The transcript is spliced from 8 exons.